AUUUUUAUAUUUUAUAAAUAUUUAUUACAUGUGACUUAUUAUAUGAUUUGUUUUUUUAUAGACUAAACAUAAAAAAUUCGAAGUAAAAUGGACGAGUUCCUCAAAAUUAGAUGGAAACAAGAACAUUUUUCUGAGUUUGAAAAACAGCCGGAGUUUAUUAAAGAUGAUGCAUUGGCGCAGUCGUUUAUAAACAAAAGCUUUGAUACAUCUCCAAGUGUUCUUUUCAAAUGUACAAUUGAUAAAAGUAUCUAUAAACUUCUGAAGAGUGAAGAAAAGCUUUUUAUUCCAUGUGAAAAUAUUUAUUUCACAACACAUACGAAAUCCUCUUUAGGUUCACAAAAGCAUUUUAUUUGUUUGAAGGCAUUACAAUUAAUUGAGAGUAAUAAAGCUGCAGACAAAUACUCAGAUGAGGAGAAAAAUUAUAUUAAAACAUAUCAAGAUCUUCUUCCACAAAUUCAAAAUGAACAUGAAAAAUAUCAAAAUUUUUCAAAAGAAAUGUGGAACAAAGAUCUUCUAGGAUUAAAACGCAUAGGUCCAAUGAAUAUGAAGUAUGCUACAAGACAUUGGCAGAAUCAGUGUAAACGCUAUUUAGAUUAUCCAUCUCAUUACAAAGAUGCUUCAAUAAUUAGUUGGUUAUAUACUGAGGAAGAUGGACAAUUUGAUUUUGUAUGUAUGGGGAAUGUUUUAGAAGUUGGUACUGUUUCCAAAUUUUCUCAGCCAAGUUUCAGGAAAACCUGUACAUUUAAUUCUCUUUCUCUACCUGGAAUAAGUGACAUGCAAAUAAAAUUCAAUUCACAAUUACCAGUUAGCAAGGACAUGAAUAUAAACUCAAUUCUUGAGCAACAUAAUAUAGAAGUUGUUUUAUCGAGCAGUGCUUUAAAGUGCCUGUUAGACAAUACAAAUCUCAAAGUUAAAUGGCAUAUUCCUGUUGUAAUUAAAAAUGUGUCAUUAAAAAGAGCUGAUGGAACUGUUACAUAUAGAAAGGUUGUAUUUGUUGAUAAACCUUUGCCUAAGCAAAAUCCUAACAAUUUGGAUAUGACGAAUUUAUGUGUUAAACAUUUACUGAAAACAAAUUUGUGUCCAUAUGUAGCUUUUAGUUAUAAUGCCACUGAUAUUCCUAUAGAAGAUAAAAAGAGUGAUGGCAGAAAUAUGGAGAAUACUUCAACUGUUUCCCAACAUAAAAAAAUACAUCACAAUGCACAAUAUCGUAUAUGGAAUAUUAAAAAUAAUGGCAGUCAUUGCAGUUUAUUGAAAAAUAAAAGUAAACCAUUCAAUAUGAACAUUUUAAUACGCAGUAAACUCGCUGCUUGUGACAUGGCUGAAAAUGGAAAUCUCUUUCCUGUAAUAUUGAUGCCAAAAACUGAGCAGCAAUUGAUGUUGGGUGCAAAUAUCUUAAGCAAAAGUGAACUGUCCAGAGCUUACACCUCACUUUAUUUCACUCCCUACUCGCAAUUGUAUAGAGCGAGAGUAUUUCCGAGGCCUGUCCAGCUAGUAGCAAUUGAUAAAUGUAAUAUCGCAAAAAUUUGCUAUGAAGCUGCACAACAUUAUCAGUACAAACCAAACCCUUAUGUUCUGCAAAAAAUCGUUGCACAUUUGGUUAAACAAGAUGUGGGGGAGUAUUUAUUACAUCACAUGCCCAAACAUGAAGCAUUUAUUAGUAUUAUGAAGAAAUGUGAUCCAAGUGUACCUGAUAGUUAUAGUUUACCAGAAGCAUUAGCAAAUUGCAAACAUGAUUCAGAAUCAAGCAACAUUCCAUGGCUUCCAAUUGAUGUGAAUUACAUUCUCCCAGUGUUCAAAGCCAAAAAUAGAAUGCCUGGGUUGUUUACUCCUAUGUCAGGAAAGGAAUACCGUACGAAGAAAAAACGUGAGCAAAAGCAGAGAAAGAAGGCUGGUCAAGUAAAAGACACAACAAAGUGAAUCUUUAUAACCUUUAUUUUUUACAUAUUUAAGCAUAACUGUAAAUUAUCAAAAUACAUUUAUUUAGAAAAAAUUA
Molecule: messenger RNA, 1993 nt
Organism: Aethina tumida (small hive beetle)
Lineage: Eukaryota; Metazoa; Arthropoda; Insecta; Coleoptera; Nitidulidae
Exons: 12
Coding region: 88-1917 (609 amino acids)
Biological process (GO): snRNA transcription by RNA polymerase II; snRNA transcription by RNA polymerase III; positive regulation of transcription by RNA polymerase III
Cellular component (GO): transcription elongation factor complex
Source: RefSeq, a predicted model, not a curated record